Molecule: messenger RNA, 4185 nt
Organism: Chanos chanos (milkfish)
Lineage: Eukaryota; Metazoa; Chordata; Actinopteri; Gonorynchiformes; Chanidae
Gene: bcan
Product: brevican
Exons: 12
Coding region: 1-4185 (1394 amino acids)
Biological process (GO): glial cell differentiation; cell adhesion; positive regulation of neuroblast proliferation
Cellular component (GO): perineuronal net; synapse
Molecular function (GO): hyaluronic acid binding
Source: RefSeq, a predicted model, not a curated record
AUGGUCCUGUCUCUACUGCUGUGCACCAUCUGUUCUUUCAUCCUGCUGUCGCCAGCCAUUGCCGGCCAUGCCUCAGAUGAAUCCAGACUUCUACAAGUGACCAUCCCCAAAUCUCCGCCCGUGUCUGCUAUCCUGGGCGGUUCCCUUACUCUCCCCUGUCUUGUGUCAAUGUCUCAGCCUCCCACAACCUUCUCCACAGUGGGCAAACAUGCUGUUCUCUCACAGCCACGGGUCAAGUGGAGCAUGUUGUCCUCAGAGCGUGAGACGGAGAUAUUGGUGGCCCGCGGUGAACGGGUAAAGGUCAGUGAAGCUUACAAAGGUCGGGCCUCCCUGCUCAACUAUGACUCCUCACCAACUGACCUAACACUACGGCUGGAUGACUUAAGGCACAAUGACACAGGUUUCUACCGCUGCGAGGUUCAGCAGGGUCUGGAGGAUGCUCAUGACCUUGUUAAGGUUAAAGUUAAAGGUGUGGUAUUCCACUACCGACAUGCCUCCAGUCGUUAUGCAUUCUCCUUCGAUGAAGCGCAAGAUGCCUGCGAGGAUAUUGGAGCUCAGAUAGCAACUCCAGAGCAGCUUUUGGCUGCCUACAACAGUGGCUAUGAGCAGUGUGAUGCUGGCUGGUUAUCUGAUGGCUCUGUCAGGUACCCAAUCCAAAUGCCACGAGAGGGUUGUUUUGGAGACAUGGAUGGGCUGCCAGGAGUUCGGAACUAUGGCAUGAUAGAUCCCGAUGAGCUGUAUGAUGUGUACUGCUAUGUUGAGAACAUCAAUGGGGAGGUGUUCCAUGGCUCUACUCCUCAGAAGCUUACACUGGCUGAGGCCAAGGUUUACUGUAAGGGUCAAGGGGCAGAGCUGGCUACCACCAGUCAGCUUUAUGCUGCCUGGAAUGAUGGCCUCCACCACUGCAGUCCUGGCUGGCUAGCUGAUGGCAGCGUGCGUUACCCUAUUGUCACUCCUAGAGAACGUUGUGGUGGCUCUGAACCUGGAGUUAAGACCAUCUACCGCUUUAGUAACCAGACUGGCUUUCCUGAGCCCCACUCUCGCCAUGAUGUCUACUGCUUUAGAGGCAGCAGCAACCCUCGCACAGACUCCCCUAAGGACUACAUGGCUACUGAACCGGAGGAUAUUGUCCGAGACAUUGUUACCUUGACUGACCCACAGUCAGAGUUCAGCCCAGGCCUAGUGACUCAACAGACUGAGAAUGAGGCUCAAGGGGUCGUGGAGACAUUCUCCAUUCACAGUGAGCACAUCCCUGGGGAUGAAGAGGAAGAGUACAGCCACCCUACCACCACCAGUUACACCCAGACCCUCACUAACCCAACAUUCACUUUCCAGGAAAUUCAUUCAACUCCUAACUCCUGGCAAGAAGUGCUUACCAAUCCCAUUGACUUUGAAUCUGUGCCUGAGAUAUUCCGGGAGCCUACGCACAAUCACACUCUGCCACCUGCUACCCCUGAAUCUGAGGAUUCCAUAACUGAGGAAAAAAGAAGCAAUCAUGGACACUAUCAGCCUAUGCCAGACACCAACGUUGAACCAGGGGAGCCAGUGGAUUUCAGCUUUCCAACAGAGAAAGCAGACACUGCUGUGGAAGUCUUGAUUGCUUCCUCAGAGUAUACAGAGCUGGGUGGAUCUAAACAUCACCAGCCCAUGCCUGAGACCAAUCUUGACACUUCAGAGGGGAGUAACGAGGAUAAUUUGACAACUCAGACAGUCGUGCCAACAAAGGUAUUCGAUGGUUCAGGGGUUCACACCACUACAACAUACAAUUUCAGUGAGCUCACCACAACUUUGGAGGGCCUUACUACACAUGGGGUCAUCGAUGAGCCUGAGGAUUCUACGCAAGCUGUUCUGGUGGAACAGGAAACAAGUGCAGACCCUGUCCACCCAAGUGCCUCUUCUGAUCCUACAGAAAGUGGGAGCACAACAGCAGAGGCAAAGGCAGGAGAAAUUGAGGAGGCUUUCAUUUCCUCCUCAGAAACCCCUCCUCAAUAUGAUGAGGACACCCAACUGACAACCCUGUCCACCCCCUCACCACAUACGGAGGACACCAUGUCCACUGGCACUGUGGAAGAGGCUGUAGAGGACAGUACCAGCUCAUCCCUUCCUGAAUUCACCAGUCCCCAUGAAACUCUAGAGGUCCAACCUGAAGAGACUAGUGUUGGCUCUGGAGGCCUGAUUACCGUUAGCCCUGUAGGCGCAGAUGUCCGUUUAACAGAGGUCACACCUACGAGGUCUUCUCCAAGCCCAUUAGAUCAUGUAGAACAGGAGGCAGGUGGCACCUCAGCUGAGUCACUGGUCAUCCCCCUUGGAUCAGCAGAUCAUGAUCAUGAGGAUGUAGAAAGAGCCCAGGCUACAUCCACAGCAGCUGUAGAUGCAGAAACAGGCCAGGCUACAUCCACAGCAGCUGUUGAUGCAGAAACAGGCCAGGCUACGUCCACAGCAGUUGUUGAUGCAGAAACAGGCCAGGCUACGUCCACAGCAGAUGUUGAUGCAGAAACAGUCCAGACUACGUCCACAACAGUUGUUGAUUCAGAAGAGACAGAGUUUCCUGAUGGAUCUGGGGACCAUGAUGCUGACAUCCUUUCAGUCACGCUAUUGACAUCACCUAUGCCCUAUACUUUUGCCACACCUACCACUCGAUAUCCAGUGGAGGUUGAAGCCAGCUCUUCAAGAGAUGCGGAUAUUCAUAUUCCGGAGAGCAGUACUCAGUCCGGAUUAAGUACCACUGAGGAAGAGCUGGAGCAGGUAGAACAGGAGGAGCUGGGAGGAGCUCAUAGCCAGGAGGGCAGUGACCAUGAUGACACAUCAUCUGGAGAUGACCAUUUGGAGGAGCUGUCAUCUGGGGAGGAGCCUACAGUCAGGGGAUACCCAGACCUCCCGUACCCCAAUGCUACCUCCAUCACUCCUCUCAAUUUUACUGACUCACUAGAGCUUAAUGUCACACAUGCUGAAGACUUGGAAGAGAGUGAAGCUGAAGAAGAUGAAGAGAAUGAAAGCAGUACAGUUGUGCCUCCAACUACCCUAGAUGUCACUCUGAUCCCCGAUAUGACCCAAACACCCAGAUGGGAAACCCUAGCUUCCCCUACUCCACCCCAGGAGUCACGGGCAGAUCUUGAAUACAGUGGUGACGCUCCUCUGACUACAGAAGAGCCAGAUUCUAUAGAUGAGGAAUCUCCCACCACAACUGUGACUACAAUGGAACCAGAAGAAGCCCAAAGCCUGUCCACCACCCAGUCAUCAAUCUCAGAGGAAGAUCAGGACUAUGACCUCACCACGACGGAAGAACCUGAGGAGAAUGAACAGGAUGAGACCACUACAGCCAAGGCCACAACUCUCCCACCCCGACCAACCCAGAGAGUGCUUGUCAGGACAGGCAACAUUUCUGAUGCCUGCAUGGAGAACCCUUGUGCCAAUGGUGGCACAUGUGUAGACAGUGAUUCCACCACCAAAUGCCUCUGCCUGCCCACCUAUGGGGGAGACUUUUGCCAGAUAGACCUGGAACACUGUGAGCCUGGCUGGGAGAAAUUCCAGGGCUUCUGCUACAGGCACUUCACCAAACGACAAGGCUGGGAAGUGGCUGAGCAGCACUGCCGCAUGUGUGGAGGUCACCUCGUGUCCAUUAUGACUCCAGAGGAGCAGGAAUUCAUAAACAACAAAUACAGGGAGUACCAGUGGACAGGCCUGAACGACAGAACCAUUGAGGGUGAUUUCCGCUGGUCCGAUGGCAACCCUCUGCUAUAUGAGAACUGGUACCGAGGACAACCUGACAGCUACUUUCUUUCUGGAGAGGACUGUGUGGUGAUGGUGUGGCAUGACGAUGGUCGCUGGAGUGAUGUGCCCUGUAACUACCAUCUGUCCUACACCUGUAAGAAGGGCAUUGCUUUCUGUGGGCAACCCCCAUUAGUACUGAACGCUAAGAUGUUUGGAAGGCGACGACUGCGAUAUGAAACCAACUCAAAGGUGCGAUACUAUUGUGAUGAGGGCUUCAUUCAGAGACACAAUCCUGUCAUUAAGUGCCUCAACAAUGGACAGUGGGAGGAGCCACAGAUCACCUGUACGCCAGUUCAGCCCGCAUAUGGAAAUGAGCUUACACAACUCCGUUCUCAGAAUGAGGAGGUACUCGUGGCGGACACCACCACGGAAAAAGCGACACCGGAAUUCUGGGACAUUAAGUGGAACUUUUAA